This is a messenger RNA of Castor canadensis (American beaver), 729 nucleotides long. The record is from RefSeq and is a predicted model, not a curated record. Lineage: Eukaryota; Metazoa; Chordata; Mammalia; Rodentia; Castoridae.
AUGGAGAGGAGGGUGCUGAAGGUAUUGGUUGUGUUUGCUCUUGCAGUGGACUACUGGGCUUGCUCAGGGUUCCCGGUGUACAACUACGAUCCAUACUCCCUGCAGGAGGCCCUCAAGGCCUCUGUGGCAAAAGUGAAUUCUCAGGACCUGAGUCCAUACCUGUUUCGGGCAUUCCAAAGUUCAUUGAAAAGGGUCAAUGUCCUGGAUGAGGACAACUUGAUCAUGAAUUUAGAGUUCACCGUUCGAGAAACUACAUGCUUGAGAGAUUCCAAAGAAGAUCCAUCUACCUGUGCCUUCCAAAGGGGCUACUACGUGCCAACAGCUGCUUGCAGAAGCACUGUGCAGCUGUCUGCCGAGCAGGUGCAAGGUGUGUGGGUUCACUGCCGCUGGUCCUCCACGUCUGAGUCUUAUAGCAGCGAAGAGAUGAUUUUUGGGGACACAGGAAGAGCCUAUAUGUGGAGAAACAGUUAUCCACUUGGUCCCGUUCCUGACCCAUCAAGAAAUGAACAAUUUGACGAUCGUGGUAAGUGGUCUGUUUCUUUCCAGAGGACACCAUCAGACCCUUUUCUGAUCAACCGAGCCUGCGCUGAAUCCACGAUUCGACCAAACCACUCCAGCCUCUGUCUCCCUCUUCUGUCUUUAGAGAUCACAAGAAGAGGUAUUCCUCCUGGAAGUCGAAGGUACCCCAAUCAAUGGCACAGAACAGGAAUAAAUACUGGCUUUGAGUGA